AUGAUCCAGCAAGCGAAAGAGGAAGAUCAGGGAAAAUAUGAAUGUGUUGCAAGGAAUGCACUUGGUGUUACUCAUUCCAAAGCUGCUCAUCUCUAUGUUAAAGUUCGUCGUGUGCCUCCAUAUUUUUCUUAUAAACUGGAACGGGUAUAUAAAACGGCGCCAGGCGGUGCACUCAAUUUAACUUGUGUAGCAGUUGGUUAUCCAAUGCCACGAGUGUUUUGGAAGAAAUCCGAUGACACCUAUUUGAAUGACCCACAAACUGCGCCCAUUGGCCGAAAUGUGCUAACACUGACGAGGAUUGAGAAAACGGAAAAUUAUACCUGUAUUGCCGUUAGCAAACUUGGAAAUAUUGAAGUGAUGACAACAGUUGAAGUGAAAUCGUUACCUCGUGCCCCGGAAAAUCUGCAAAUCUCGGAAGUAACAUCACGUAGUGUUCGCGUCAGUUGGGAUGCUGUAUACAUUGAAGAUGAGCCGGUGAAAAGUUAUAUUGUUAAGUAUCGUCAGAAGAUUGCUGUUGUUGCUCCAUCGCCUGUGCUUCCAGCUGCUGACCUCGAGUACGGUGAGGGUUCAUUCAAAGAAAAAGAACUCUAUGAAAUCGCGGUAGUAGCCGUUAGUGCAAUUGGACGCAGCAUUGCAAGUAUGCCAAAAGAAGUACAAACCGAUGAAACUGAGCCAACUAGUGCUCCGCAAAAAGUACAAGCCCGUGCGUUAAGUCGUAAUUCGAUUUUGGUGCGCUGGGAACCACCGGAAAAACCGAACGGGAAAAUAACGGUAAGGACUUUUCGAUACAGUACUCAUUCUUCUUUGGUAAAGCAUCAUAGCUUCUUAUCGCCAUUUCACAACUUACCCGAACUUAUUGUUCGUUCGCUGCACGAAAUCCCACCGGCGGAUUUCCCGGGUCAGCCAUCUGCUCUGGCAGCAAAACCGUUGGAUUCGCACCGGAUUCAGCUCACAUGGGAAAGACCGCUCCAUUCCUACAACAUCAUUGGUUAUUCGAUUCUACUCAACGCAUCUAAUGGUACCCAGCGUGAACUGACACUUUCAACACCGGUUGAGAAGCAUGUUGUUGAUGGCCUACUCCCCAAUACGCUCUACUCGUUCAAGGUAGCUGCUCAAUCAGCACGUGGUACAGGGGCCUACUGCGAGGAAGUUACUGCGAAAACACUUCCAAAUGGUAAGUUAAUCUCAAAUUCUAAUUUUUUCGUCUUUAAAAAAUAA
This is a messenger RNA of Gongylonema pulchrum, 1218 nucleotides long. Lineage: Eukaryota; Metazoa; Nematoda; Chromadorea; Rhabditida; Gongylonematidae. The record is from the annotation of a GenBank genome assembly.